Culex pipiens pallens (northern house mosquito) is the source of this 727-nucleotide messenger RNA. Its product is annotated as endocuticle structural glycoprotein SgAbd-5-like. NCBI's taxonomy places the organism in Eukaryota, Metazoa, Arthropoda, Insecta, Diptera, Culicidae. The transcript is spliced from 3 exons. The coding region runs from base 203 to 511 and encodes 102 amino acids. Gene Ontology annotation, cellular component: chitin-based extracellular matrix. Gene Ontology annotation, molecular function: structural constituent of chitin-based larval cuticle. The record is from RefSeq and is a predicted model, not a curated record.
UCCGUUUAUUAUUCUACCGCGGUCAUAAGUUCAGAGGCGACGAAGACGAGUCGUGCUCAGCGCAGUUUAGCAAGCAAGCAAAGUGGUGUUUAGUGAGGCCCAAAAACAAACACCCAGCAGUUGGGUAUAGUCGGUUGUACUUGCGAGAGCUACUAAGCGAUAAUCAAGUGGUCGAGUGGAUUCUAUACUUAGUUUUGGAAUCAUGAAAUUCCUGGUUGUUUUUGCUGUCGUGCUGCUGUCAACGUGCCAGCUUACCGUAGCCCAGGACGAUGUACAGCUUGUUCAGUUUACUAACGAGAACGGCGUCGAUGGAAGCUACAACUUUGCGUACGAGCAAUCCGACGGCCAGAAGCGCGAGGAAGCUGGCGUGUUGAAGCCGGUUGAGGGUGCCGAAGCUCCGGCCAUUUCCGUGACGGGCUCGUACGAGUUUACCGAUCCCACUGGACAGCGGUACCGCGUGGACUACACCGCCGACGAGCGCGGAUAUCGGCCAACGGUAACGAAGCUGUAAACUCUGCAGGAGAAUGAUUCGUGAUGUGCCAAGUAGACGAAACACUGUGAAAAUGAGGAGUUGUGGUUUUGGUUAUUGUUUUUUUUAAAGCAAAUGCAGUUAAAUCUUGUUUGUGCCAAACCAAAAGUUCUUAACUCACCUCUACCUUUGUUUCAUGCAGCAUUAAUGUAAAGAGAUUAUAGUUGCGACAAUAAAAAUACAUUUUUCAAAACGUUA